CGGGGAGACGACAACUCCAGACUCGCCAAGGCAGCAGAUUAUGUCCGGGCUUUUCUCCUCGGAUUUGAACAAAGAGAUUGUGUGGCUCUCUUGAGGCUGGAAGACAUGUACUUGGAGUCUUUUGAAGUCCAAGACGUCAAGAAACUCACCGGCGCGCACUUCUCCAGGUGCAUCGGGCGGCUGACCGGGCGCAACGGCUCCACGCGCUUCGCCAUAGAAAACGCCACGCGAACUCGAAUUGUAAUUGCAGGAAGAAAAAUUCACAUUUUGGGAUCUUUCGAAUGCAUAAAACUGGCGAGGCAUUCCAUCUGUUCGUUGAUCCUCGGAAAGCCGCAAGGCAAGGUGUACAGCCAACUGCGCACCGUUGCCAAGCGCCUCAGCCAGCGGAUCUGA
Eimeria tenella is the source of this 393-nucleotide messenger RNA. RefSeq lists its product as uncharacterized. The annotation marks the transcript as partial. The transcript is spliced from 2 exons. Gene Ontology annotation, molecular function: RNA binding. Gene Ontology annotation, cellular component: nucleolus. The record is from RefSeq and is a predicted model, not a curated record. NCBI's taxonomy places the organism in Eukaryota, Apicomplexa, Conoidasida, Eucoccidiorida, Eimeriidae.